GUAUAUUGAUUGUGCGAGGGGGCCGGGGCAAGGAGGGGGCCACGGCGUGCCCCACUCUGUUUUUUACGACACGGCUUUCUGUGUAACAUAAUAAGUAUUUAAAAAUUUUUGUGAAAUGUUUCGGUGUUAUUUGUAAAAAUUCGGGAAGUGGAAAUUAGGAAACGAGAUGCAGGGGCUGGUGAGUGACAAGACGUUCCACCUCAAGUGGAACAACCACCUGCAGAACCUGAGCCAGCUGUUUACGACGAUCUAUUCGUCGUCGGCGCUCGCAGACGUAACUCUGUCAUGUCGCGAUGGCACCCUCAAGGCUCACAAGCUGGUCCUUUCGGCUUGCAGCCCUUACUUCGAACAAAUUUUCAAGGACAAUCCAUGUCAGCAUCCAACAGUGAUAUUGAAGGGUAUACCUUUCUCGGAGAUCAAUCUGUUGGUAGAGUUUAUGUACAAGGGAUCGGUGGAUGUUCAAGAGUUGGACUUGCAAUCUUUGAUGCACACAGCCUCUGAGCUAGAGAUCAGAGGACUGGCAUAUGAGGCUCGUGAUAAUGCUGCACAGUUACUGAAUGUGAAUUUAGAAUACCCUGCCUACACACAGACAACAACCACCUCAACUGUCACAACAUCACAAUCAUUUCAACAAAACCGUACUGAUGUCGAGAGAUUAAAACAGAUUCACAUGUACCAACAGUCCAUGAUGCGGGCUGAAGAAGUGCGCAGGCGGCGCAGAGAAGACAUGCCAACAACACAAACGGCUGUCAACAAUAUUUUAGCUGCAGCAGCAAGGGAGAUGGAAGAGGCAAGACAAGCGACCAGGACUGAUAGAGUUGUCGCUAGCAUCCAGACGGAACAGGAUAGCAAUACAUCAACAGCUACACCGUCAGACGUGAAACGCGAGUCCGAAGACGAGAGGCCAAAGAAGAGAAUCUCGAUUAUGUCACCUGAUGAUGAGAGGAUGAGAGCGAAAAAGAAGAUGACUGUGCGCUUCCAGGACGAGAAGAUGGAAGAACCCAAUAAGGUCACUUCACCCAAUGCAACAAAUAAUGGCGAGCCAAAAGAAGACAACAAACAGGGCGGUAUAAAAGUUGUGCAGUUGGCUGUUUUACAGAAACCCACCAAUAACGAACACGACGAUUCUGAUGAACGAGGUAAAGCGAUGGACGAGGAAGAAGAAACAGAUUCAAGUGGUUCCGUAUCUGAUGCUGCUGCCAAUGAUUCGCAGGAUGGAAGGCCGUAUGCAUGUGAUAUUUGUGAUGUUAGGUUCGCCCGUUCAUCCCAUUUGUCACGACAUCGUCUUACGCACACCGGUGAGCGUCCGUAUACGUGCGGCGGUUGCGGACGUUCGUUCGCUCGCUCCGACAAACUGCGCGUACACACUAAGAUCUGCGAGCGGGUACGUAUUCAUGAAGACCCAACAGUGGAUAUGGCAAACGAACAGCCGGUUGUCAAACGCGAGGACAACUCCGAAGUGAUGUCAGGAAUGGUCCGUUCCACGCAUCGCGAGUCCAGCCAUCUUGUUUUCACGCCCAGCGGUGACGUCAUGCUGCCCCCGAGAACUACUCCAGUGAUUUUAAACUCCACACUGGAUGCUAGGAACGAUGCUGAUCUCUCUGAUCCUCCGAGACGGGGCCGCGGUAGACCCAGGAAGACCCCGCUGCCUUUGACCCCCAAGGUCAAGAAGCGACGAGGACGCCCGCCAAAGACGUCUCUUGACAUGGAAGGAUGUGUACUAACAAGUGGUACCGUGAUGGGUCCCAGCCCCCAACAUAUGUCUGCUCUGUCCCCCGCGGGCCAACAGCUGCUGCUGAAGAGGAAACGAGGUCGCCCACCCAAGAACUACCUCAUACCCAACAGACCUGGUAUGGAUAUGACAAUACCGAUGCAGUACGGCCUAGCUGCUGAGAUAAACAAAUUUUACGGCCGACCGAACGAAAACUACAACGCGACCAACCUGCCAUUCGGAGACUUCUCCUAUUUAACGGAAAUGAUGUACAACCCUCUCGCGUACUCUUACGGCGUGACCAGCGUCGACCCGGACCGGAACAUCGACGCCGACCACAUGGCGUCCGAGACCCACGACAGGACCAUCGACGUGUCGGACUCCUCCAGCGACGAGGAAGACUCGAGGGUGGAGCCCGAGGAGAACGUCCCCCCGGUCGGCUGCGAGACCCAAAUCAUGACGGUAGGCGACUGUCAAAUCGUGAAACUACCCGCAAACGAGGACAAAGAGGACAAAGAUCAGGCGCAGAUGGAUGCGAACGUGUCGGUCUCAACUCCCAGCUCAGUCACGAUUACCCCGAUCACCACCGUGGGCGAUUGUACCAUACGCCCGGUUGAGAACACAUAAUCCACACCUGUUUACCCCAUCAUAGUCAUACGCUAUGUUGUUCAGUAGUCUGGACUUUUUGGGGAUUCUCGAGUUUUGAGUGCUGUAAAGACAGUUCUCGGAACGUUUGGGUUAGAAGGACCCGAAUCUUUCGCGUCCUUUGUGGGACGAGUCCGGACUACUUUGAAAUUUUCCAUUUUCCUCUCUGUCUUCCCUUAUUAUACUAUGUGGGGUAGACGUAUUAUUGUGGUAGCAUAAAGUUGGGUCUUCGUCAAUGUGCUUGUAGCGUAUGCUAGAAUGUCUUCCUAUUAUUAAUAAGUGGAUGUCUCGAACAAUUUAGAACCUAACGUUGCCAGCUUAACCACUAAUGGUAGAAAUUUCCCCAUUUUUGAAAGUUGCUAUUCGGUUUUAGAUUUACGAUGUUUUAUUGUAGAAAGCGGAGCGGUGUCGCCCACGAAUGCUACUACAAUGAUAAUAUUAGAUUAAGUGUAGAUGCAUUUAAAUUGGAAUAAUUUAUUGGAUCUUGAGAUUUGAUCACGAAAGCUUUACACGGCUUCGGAACGUUUGGCGUCGGGGACUCUCUCUUUAACGGGACAAAAUGGCGGAGUGCGUUCCCGACGCGAAACGGACCGACGCGUCGAAACAAAGAUACUCAGUCGACACAAUUGGUUCGGAACAAGAAGUCACAAGCGAACAGUGUUUUAUAUGAAAGCGAAUCCGCCUGGUCCGCCAGAGUUGCCAUAGACUAUUUUUAUUUGAAUCACAGAGUUCUCGUAUAAGACACUGUUUUUAUAGUAAGUAUAACUAUUUUGCGAUACUCUACAGAUGAGUCAUAUUUACCGCGUAUUUUAAUGGAAUUAGGUAGGAAUUCUCGGUUGCCUUCGAUGUGGUUCUCGGUGUGACUAUGGGCGCGCGGCCUAUUUCGGGGAGAUUUUUAGCUUUAAUAAUGAAAAAGAUUCACUUCCCUUCCGACGUUUCCUUCGGUCAACGCCUCGAGCGACGGACGUAAUUUUCGUGGAUCUGAUUUAUUUUCUAGUGAUCCGUACCAGACUUAAUAUAGUAGUUUUGUAACGUAGAUUGGCCGUCUAUUUACGAAUUAUCCGUAUAUAUUGGAUGUGUAGUAGCACAGCUGUAUCGCCUUUAUCUUAUCUUUGUGAAUAGCGAGUAGCGUGUAGUGAUUAGGUAUUUGAAAAAUUCUAAAAUGUAACACCACACGAACAAGUGAUACGUUCGCUAAAUAUUUUUAGUCGGACAUAAUUUAAUGACAUAUAUUUCUCUAAUCGUUUAUGCCUGUAUGUGUAAUCUUAGUACGUAAUUCGAUUUCUCGCGGGAAUGUCGCCAUCUUGGACGACCGUCAAUGUCAACGUCAAACACGACCUGUCAAACGAGUUGACGUCGGGCGCAUUGGGUCGCAAAUGUAUAUUCUGACAGCUAUCCAGUCAUUGAUGCUGUUAAACAGUCGAUUGGACUUUAAUUAAGUUUCUUGAGUUCCUUUACACGCUUUGCUAUGUGUGUGAUGGCUUCUUUAAAUCUUUUACAAUUAACAUUUUUCAAAAUUAGCCAUAAAAAUAAGUAAUUGCUUAUACAUGACUAUUCGAUUAUAGUAGUCGCAUUAUGAACUGAGUCUUCGGGCCAUAAAUCAUAUUUAACUGUCUGUCUCGCUCGCACUUACAGGUCUUAUGGAAAGGUGUAGUAAUGUGCGUAAGAAUUGUAGAGGUGCAUAUCGAUAACGGGAUAGGUACGAUCGAUAUGCUAAACUAUGUUAAGUAUUAAUAGGAAUAAUUUUUCGAAAAUAAAAGUUUUUAUUUGUAAGAUAAAUGUCACCAUUUAAUUUCUUCAAAACCACGUUAGAAAAGCCUCCAUUGUGCGUAACGAAGCGUAAUUAAUGUGUCAUAAC
This is a messenger RNA of Pieris napi, 4214 nucleotides long. Its product is annotated as zinc finger and BTB domain-containing protein 44-like. Gene Ontology annotation, molecular function: DNA binding; protein binding. The record is from RefSeq and is a predicted model, not a curated record. NCBI's taxonomy places the organism in Eukaryota, Metazoa, Arthropoda, Insecta, Lepidoptera, Pieridae. Gene Ontology annotation, biological process: regulation of transcription by RNA polymerase II. Gene Ontology annotation, cellular component: nucleus. The transcript has 12 exons. Bases 167 to 2338 code for a protein of 723 amino acids.